AUGAAACGUAAAAUCCAGAAGAUGAGAAACUUGGGAGUGGUAGUUGUGGUUCUCGCAUACUUUGCUUUGCAUGGCAAUUCGGUGCGGUCACACAAAUCGACUUUGGCCACCAACAACCUUUCAUGUGGAUCAAGCUUCUCUAUUGUCUACGAGAAUAGCCGUUUAUCAUCAACACAUAAUAGACCAUCUGUUUCACUGUUUCAGAAGCAUUAG
Arabidopsis thaliana (thale cress) is the source of this 213-nucleotide messenger RNA. RefSeq lists its product as uncharacterized. The transcript is spliced from 2 exons. The record is from RefSeq and is marked reviewed. The coding region runs from base 1 to 213 and encodes 70 amino acids. Lineage: Eukaryota; Viridiplantae; Streptophyta; Magnoliopsida; Brassicales; Brassicaceae.